Molecule: messenger RNA, 2067 nt
Organism: Rhinichthys klamathensis goyatoka
Lineage: Eukaryota; Metazoa; Chordata; Actinopteri; Cypriniformes; Leuciscidae
Gene: ptk6a
Product: PTK6 protein tyrosine kinase 6a
Exons: 8
Coding region: 103-1611 (502 amino acids)
Biological process (GO): innate immune response; cell surface receptor protein tyrosine kinase signaling pathway; cell differentiation
Cellular component (GO): extrinsic component of cytoplasmic side of plasma membrane
Molecular function (GO): non-membrane spanning protein tyrosine kinase activity; ATP binding; signaling receptor binding
Source: RefSeq, a predicted model, not a curated record
CAGCUCUCACACUCGUGUAGACACUUGCCGAAGGAGGAUCCAUCCAGCUUCCUCGUCUCAUCUGUCCGACCUGUUACAGUCAUAGAUUCACAUUCAAAUGAAAUGUUCAAGAACGGGUGUUGUUCGUGCCCACGUUUGGAGGCGCUUAGGGAAAGACUUUUCAACUCGUCAAAGCCUGAAGUUGAAACAUGUGCAAAUACUGGCGAACUUCAGACACAAAUUCCGUCUGAGCCCGAUGGUGAGAUAUAUACGGCGCUAUGGCCCUUCCAUGCCCGCGCAGACGAGGAACUGUCCUUCCAGGACGGAGAACAGUUCCGAAUUUACAAGCGCGAGGGUGACUGGUGGACAGCCUUUAAACUGGACGGAAACGGAAAGGUGACAGCCAAGGGCGUCGUUCCUCAAAAUUACCUGGCGAGAAGGCAAACUGUGAAAGAGCAACCUUGGUAUUUUGGGACACUGAACCGUUUUGAGACCCAGAAUUUGCUUAUGGCUCCUGGGAAUGGAGUAGGUUCUUUCCUGGUGCGACACAGUGAAAAAGAUCACAUUGGGUGUGUAUUAUCAGUGGUAAUCAGUGACAGGGAAGUGAAACACAUUAAGAUCCAUCAGAAUCCGAAUGGAAGUUUCUAUUUGGAUCCGAAUGAAAUGUUUCAGAGCCUGGAGAUGCUGGUGGAGCACUACAGGAGCAAUUCCCUGAGGUCUGGUAACUGUCUCACACGUCCCUGCGCACGGCCAGAACCAAAACAACAGGAUCUUUCCCAUCAAACAGUAGAUGAUUGGGAGUUACCUAAGGAAGAGUUUACACUGGAAGAGGAGCUCGGUACGGGAUACUUUGCUGAUGUUUACCGUGGAAAAUGGAAAGGCAUGGUCAAUGUUGCCAUCAAAAUCCUCAAAAGAAAUGAGUCUCUCAACCACAGGGAUUUCCUGUUGGAGACUCAAAUAUUAAAAAAGCUCAGACACAGACAUCUCAUCACACUCUUUGCCAUCUGCACAAGCUCCAUCCCUUUCUACAUCAUAACUGAGCUUAUGGAAAAAGGCAACCUCCUCAGUUUCCUCCGAGGUCAGGAGGGGCGGGACCUGGAAGCCCUGACACUAAUAGAAAUGGCGAGCCAGGUGGCUGAUGGGAUGGCGUACCUUGAGGAGCAGAACAGCAUCCACAGAGACCUGGCAGCCCGAAAUGUUCUAGUUGGAGCAAACAACAUCUGUAAAGUGGCCGACUUUGGCCUAGCUCGAAUCAUAAAGGAGCCAAUUUACUCGUCCGUUGAUCAAAAGAUACCAUAUAAGUGGUGUGCUCCUGAAGCCAUCAGCCAUGGAAGGUUCUCCAACAAAUCUGAUGUUUGGUCAUUUGGAGUCCUCCUAUAUGAAAUCUUCUCCUAUGGUGGAGUCCCAUAUCCAGCUUUCUCAAAUCAAGAGGCAUACAAUAUGAUCUCCUCGGGGUACAGAAUGCCUGCGCCCAAUAAGUGCCCAUCGCACAUCUAUGACAUAAUGCUGAUGUGUUGGAGAGACUCAGCUGAUGAAAGACCAGAUUUCAGUGAACUUAAAAAGAUCCUGGAGAACUUGUGGAACACUGAGAGCAGCCAUGACACAUCAGAUCCAGCAGGAGGCGUCAGUUAACAGUGUCAUGCAAAGGCAAACGAGCGGGACUGUGCCAGCAUUCAUUUUCAUGCAUCACUCAAGAUUUCUAAACAUCUUUUCACCCAUUACUUUGCCUUUUUUUACAGUAUUCAUGCACUUUUACUUUAUUUUCAAAUUUCACGAGGAAUUAUUCACAUUUAAUUUAAUCAAACUUAUUCUCAAAUCUACAUAGAGGCAUUACAAGUGACGCGAGUUAUGUAAUCAGAUUACAGUUACUUUUUCAAAUAAGUAACGCAAGUUACUUUGUUUUCCCUUGUAUUGAAUGACACGUCUCCUGUCCCCAUGUUGAGAUAAAGUGCAGAGGAGUUGUGUGUGCUGUGUAAACAUGAUGGUUAUUGGUAGUUGUAGACUAAAUGUGAGCAUGCAUUUACUCGUCUCACUUGCACAAAAACAGAUUCAGUAUUCCUCAAAAAUAAAAACAGUGAAAUGCAAACU